Molecule: messenger RNA, 7072 nt
Organism: Chrysoperla carnea
Lineage: Eukaryota; Metazoa; Arthropoda; Insecta; Neuroptera; Chrysopidae
Exons: 5
Coding region: 652-6240 (1862 amino acids)
Biological process (GO): regulation of gene expression
Cellular component (GO): nucleus
Source: RefSeq, a predicted model, not a curated record
CGAUCAUAUAUACACAUCUUUUUGAAAAAGAAAUGGAUGGUAAAAAUAUAACAUUUUUAUUGGACGUCAGCUUUUUAAAUGAUGCCGUCUCCAACAGCAUGUAGAGAGUUAGAUGCCGCCGCCAGUGUGGAGGCCUCAAUGUUUCACGGUAAAGCCAUGCUGACGUGUCCUCCGUCGCUUCGGCUCCUUACGACAUUGGCUUCGGCACACAGUGAAGUCGAUGAUGACGACGGUCAGGAAAUUCAAGCAAACCAGCCACCAAGUAACCAAACUGUGUGACUCGUGAGUGAAUAAUAUGAGUGUGUGUCUAUUGAUAAUAAUAAAAUAAUAAUAUACAUGAUUGUGGAGUAUAUUGUACAAUAAUAGCCAAACUCAACUAUAAUACAGAGAGUGAGUACUCAUUGUCAUCAGUUAGAGGGAGCUCACAUUACACCUUCUUCAGCAUCUAAUUGUUGCAGUCAGCAGUUAAAAAAAGGAAGGAGUUUUUUUUGUAUUAUUGUUUAAUUGUGUGCAUUUGAUGGACAUCUCAUGAAGUGUACAGUGUUUUUUAUUAUAAACAUUUUUCAUUUAUUAUUUACAAUGUGAGAAUCAACAACAACUUAUUGAUAAAUCAAUCUAAAUUUAGAAGAAAAAGAAAUAUAAAACGAAAAAAUGUCAGCACCAUCGAUGGUAAGUCGUAGCGGUGAUUCAUUGGUAAUUCGUAGUGUUGUAAGUGGUAAUCGUUUAUAUGUUGAUGAUGAAGAUGUCGAAGAAUCUUCAACGACGCAACUCAAAACAUCGUCAAUAACCGAUCACGAUGCGAAGAAGGAAGACGUCCAAAUCGAACGAACGACAGUAUCACAUCCAACAGCGUCGAUGAAAAUUAUAGAACAAAUUCCUCCACCAACAACUGGUGAUGAAGAUUUACCACAAUGUAAAGUAAAACGUAAUUACGCGUGUAACUUAUGCAGUUAUUUUACACAAAAUCCACGACAACAUUUACAUCAUUUACGUGAUAUCCAUAAAGAAAAAGUGAAAAUUUAUGAAUGUAAAGAUUGUCUGUAUGCAUCACGUCAUUUUCAAAAGUUAGCACGCCAUAUGCGAAUUGUUCAUGAUAAAGAUGAAUCAAUUUCAAAUCAACAGAAUCAUAAUAGUGAUUUAAGGAAAACAACAACAUUACGACGUGCCCGAAAACGUACAAAACGUCCAAUGGAUGAAAUGUAUGAAGAAGAUUACGCUGAUUCAACAAUUUUCGAUGAUUAUAUAAUCAAUGAAACUCAAACUCCUGCUAGUACAAUAAAUAAACAACAGAUGUCAGAAGAAUUAAAUGUGAAUGAAAUGGCUGCUGUAACAGUAAAUAAUAAUAAUAAUAAUAAAUUAGAGAAUAAUAAUAAUAAUAAAUUAAAAUGUUCGUUAUGUCCAUUUACAACACGGCAUCAAGGACAUUUAACGCGACAUGAACGUCAAGAUCACAUAAAAACACGUUUCUUUCGUUGUGUUAAGUGUAGUUAUGUAACGCAUAUAAAAGCACGUUUUACCAAACAUGUGAAAUAUCAUUCAAUGCCAAUGAUUAAAUGUGAUUUAUGUGAUUUUCGUACACCAUAUAAAUGGAAUUUAGAUCGUCAUAAUAAAAACCAUAAUGGACAUGGUGCAUUUAAAUGUUGUGCAUGUAAUUUUACAGCGGAUAUAAAACAAAGUUUAACUGUUCAUGAAAUCAAUCAUCAUAUACCACCGGUUGGUCAAGCGGCUGCAGCUGGUUUAGGCGUCGGCCGACGUCGCAAUAAGGUGGGUGCUAGUGAUUCAAAUUUACCAACAACUUCAGCGUCAUCUGCUACUAUCAACAAUCAUGAGCAACACAACGACCUCUAUACUCAGAUAUCAAAUUCCAGACCAAUUAUUAAACAACAAGAAUUGUCACAUACAAUCCAACAACAAUUCAACAACGUUAAUAAUAACAUUAACAAUAAUAAUAAUAAUAAUAAAAGUACAAAUUCUAGUCCAAUAAUUGCCAAAAAAAAAUGUCGACCAAUACCAAAUUUAAUACCAAUACAAAAUACAGGAACCUUAAAAUUAUUAUCCUCACCAAAGUAUACUUUAUCAUCAUCAAAUAACGAGUCAGCAAUAUUAUCACCAAUAAAUAUAAGUCAACAAGAUUUAAAUGAUCUCUGUGCUAAGUCAAUAAAUAGUUCAUUACGUGAUUUUACAUCCUUGUUCGAUGAUCACGAUCAAGAUAAUAUUACAAAUCGAUACAAUGAUAUCGUCGAAAUAACAGCUAUUAAAAAUGAACAAUCGAAAACGUUAUCACCUCAAACGAUUGCAUUACAGAAGAAAAAUGCUUCAUUCUUUGAUAAAUUAAAAGAAAAAUUAAUGACAAAUGCAUUACCCGGUGCAGAUAGUCUUACAUGCCGUGGAUGUGGCCACACAGUUAAAUGUUUAUCAGAAAUGGCAACACAUCAAAAACAAUGUGGUAAAUGUACCGAUGAUAGUACACAAGAACAGUCAGUUCCACAUUUUAGUUCCACACGUUGUCAAUAUUGUCGUCAACGUUGUAAAUCCAGUACAGAUUUAAUAAUUCACAUGCAAAGUUGUAAUAAAAUUCAUGUAGCCACUAACGAUGAAGAUAAUUCAAACGAUAACAAAGAACCCCAUCCGAUGGAGAAUAAAGUAUUUGUAUGGAAUAGUAUGCCAGAGAAAAAAGAGAACCAACCAAUGGAAGUGCAGGCUAAUGAAGAAAGUACGCAUACUAUAACAGAUGAUAGUAAUGAAACAGCUAACGGAUUAGAUUUAUCUGUGACUAACGUAUCUGAAAAUAGUACAAUUGAUGAAAUAUCGAUACAUGCUGUAUCGGCACCCAUACCAAGUAAACCAAUAACACAUGGUACCGAUUUAGAUUUAGCAACAAAUGGAAAACGGGUAUUUAAAUGUCCUCAUUGUUCAUUUUGGGCGACAACUGCGUCACGCUUUCAUGUACAUAUCGUUGGUCAUUUAAAUAAGAAACCUUUUGAGUGUUCAUUAUGCUCGUAUCGAUCCAACUGGCGAUGGGAUAUAACGAAGCAUAUACGAUUAAAAUCUGUACGCGAUUCUGCACAUCAACAAGCCAAAGUAUUGAUGACUGAUGAAACUGGUCGUCGAAAUUACUCAAAAUAUAAUAAAUAUUUAAUGCAGAUGAAAGAAUCAUCGUUAUCACCGACAACUAGUGAUAAUAAAAUGAUUGAUAAUAAAAAAUCACGUGGAGCAACUACGGGUAAUGUUAUUGUGACGACAUCAACACAAGGUAAUGAUGAGGAAUCGAUAUUUACAAAAUUACCACCUGGCAUAAAAGUAACACGAUCUGUGAAAAAUUGUGAUAGCGAAUUAAAUAAUAAUCAGGCAUCGAUUAGUAUACAAAAUAAUAUUAGUAAUAAUAAUGCAACUUCUGAGCUACAAAAAACAAUGAAACAAGAAUUAUUAUCACCAACAUUGUCAGUGAAUUCAACAGUGAGUGCGUCUUCAGGUGGUCCAAGAAGAUCGUUGUGGAAAUGUAAAAAAUGUAAUUUUAGAGACGUGGAUCGUCAAGUUCUAUUGCAACAUGUAAAAGAACAUUACAUUCAACAACGGUUUGAGAAUGUUUUGAGCAGUGAUUCUACCACAAACCAAACAUCCACACCAGCAAAUCAACAUCAACAACAAGGAACAGAAAGUAGUGAAUUGAGUACGAGCAGUGAAAUUGGAACCGCACAAACAUUUGGCGAGAAUAACAGCAAUGAUGAUGAGGCAAGUGUUAAUACACGCGGUGGCGGCGGCCAAGCACCAUUUCGCUGUGGUCACUGUCACCAAGUAUCAAACUGGAAGCAUGUUAUUCAGCGUCACUGUCGACUUAAACAUCGCGGUAAUAUAAGCGUUUUAACAGAAGACACGGCAGAAAUAACUAACAAUGUACAAAAUAUAAGCUCGUCGAAUACAGCGAAGACUGACAGCGAAAGUCAAUGUGUACUUUGUCCAUUUAAAAGUAAUUCCUCGUCGAUAUUUUUAACACACAUGGAGAAACAUUCAUCACAAUCUGAUAUAGCGGUAUAUCGCUGUAUCAUGUGUACAUUUAAUGCUACUGAUCAUAAAGAAUUCAUAUCACAUUUAUCGUUACAUAAUAUAGAAACAACGGGUAUCGAAUCAAAGCUAUUUGGUAACUUACCUUCAUCGAAAGAAAAUACGGAAAAUAGUAAACGAUUUAAAUGUACGUUUUGUCCUUAUGUUAGUAACAGUAAAAAUCAAUUUUACUACCAUGAACAAUUUCAUAAGCCACGGGGGGCACAAUUUAAAUGUAAUCUCUGCAGUUAUAAUGUAACACGACGCCAUUUAUUACAUCAGCAUUUAAAAAUUCAUGGUAUUUCUUCUGUUAAAAGAGAAACCAGAAACACCAGAAUUGAGACAGAAAUACCAUUAGUUUGGAUUCAAUUCGAAAAUGAAUUUAUAAAAAUGUAUAAAUGUCCACAAUGUCCACAAACGAAUAUCGAUAAAGUAGUCAUUGAAAAACAUGAAAAAGGUCACGAAAAUUUACGUUCAGAAACAUUAGAAAUUAAUUGUAAAGAUUGUACGUUUGGUACAAAUACUCAAGAAAUUUUAGACGCUCAUAAUAAAUAUCAUCAAGGAGUAUUUGGAACCAUACAUUGUCUAGUAAAUAAGGAAAAAUCAGAUGAAGAGCAAAUUUCACAGUUGAGUAAAGUAUUACGACCACUUGAAGAAAAUAUCGAAGUUCAAACGAAUAAUAACAAUGAUAAAGAAAUUCAUUUUUGUGAUAAUUGUCCAGCACGAUUUUUAUCUGAAACCGAAUACUUGGAUCAUUUAAAAUCUCAUCGAACGAAAUUAACUCAUCGAUGUCCAUGUUGUAAUUACUCCACAAAUCAAGAAAACAUCUUAAAUGGACAUUUAAAAGUGCAUACUGAAGAUUAUCAAGAACAAAGUAAACUUUUACAAACAAUAUUUCCAACAAACCAAGUUAAUAAAUGUCCUCGUACUGCAAUAUUAAUGGAUGUCCCAGAAAUAAAAGGUCCUGCAUGGAUCGUUGUAUCCAUGAAUUCACCGCCAAAAUUAAAAGAGAAUGAUAUUAUUAGUGAAACAACAAUUAUUCCAAAGAAAUAUUAUCGAUGUAAAUUGUGCCCUGAUAAAUUUUGCAAAUAUCCUGCUUUAAAGUUCCAUAAAAAAUUACAUGGUAGCGACAAUCCAUUUAAAUGCUCACAGUGUAAUUAUGCAACAACAACCAAAGCUGGUUUGUUAAAACACGAUUACAAUCAUAAUCAUAUCGAUUCGGAUCCUGAAAUUGACGAGAUCAAUCUACCCAAUGGUGAUUUGGAAAUUAAGCAACCUCAAAUACAAUCACCUCCAACAACAAGCCCACUUUAUGUGGAUGAUCAAUUUGGUAUUCUAAUGCAUGGUAGCCCUGAAUUUAUUUAUCCAACUUACGUUAAAAAUGGUAAGGUCAAAGAAAAACGCUAUAAAUGUCACAAAUGUCCAUCAGCGUUUGAAAAACGAGAACAAUAUCGAAAUCAUUUAACGUUACAUGGUUCCAAACAAAAAUAUUGUUGUAAACAAUGUGAUUAUUCUGUAAAAUAUUAUGCAAAUUAUGUUCAACAUUUACGAAAGCAUAAACUGAAUGAAGAUGCACAAGCCGUUAAAUUAAAAAAUCAUACCGAAAAUCAAAAUGGUACAAUUGAAAAUGAAACAAUAGUUUCUAUACCAGAAAUAUAUGUACCUCCUUUAAAGAUAUCGGUCGCAGAUCGACAAGCUUUAAUGUUAUUACAGCAACGUCGAACAUCUGAUCAACCCAAGGACAGUAAUGAAAAUGAACGUAAACAAUAUCCAUGUCCGAAUUGUCCAUACUCAAAUUCUCGACGCGAUUCAAUUGAUAAUCAUAUUAAAAGACAUAUUUCAAUAGGUGGGAUUACAAGUAACUUUACAUGUAAAUAUUGUGACUUUUCAGUGCCUCAAUCACAUUUCUUACGAGAUCAUGUUAAGGUACAUUUUCUACCAUUAAAAAUAUACAAACCCGAAGCGUAUAUGUGUUAUGAACAGAUACAGAUUUGGUCAAAAAAUGACGAGAAUGAUGAAACGUUAAUUUUUGCAGAUGAAUCAGAUUUAAAAAAUAAUGUGUAUAAAUUUAAUCCACCAAUUGAAAUUGAUUCUGACGAUACAAUGGAAAUAGAUAGUCAAGAGUCUGUUAUUGUUAAUAUAAGUAAUGGUGAAGUGAUUUUUAAAAAUGAUACCCCUAAUGAUACCAAAGACAAUUGAAAAUAAUAAUUUACAAGUAAUUGUGAUAUAGUUUAAUUCUUAAUUAAAAAAAAUUAAUAGUGUGCAUUAACUUUUGAACUGUGUUUGAAUUUUUUUUAAUAAUUUAUAGUCAUAAUAUAGUCAGCCACUUUGUGGAGAGAGUAGUUUGAGCAGUGUUAUAUUACGUAGUCGGGCCAAACUGAUGCGAAUAUUGUUCGCGAACGAAAAGUGUGAAUAAGGAGACUUUUCAAAUAAGUUUUUUGUUGUAGAUUUUUUGAAUUUUUUUUUGCAUCACCUCUAUAUCUAUAUGUAGAGAGCAUUGCACUUUAAUGGUGCGAUUUCAUGGAGACGCUGACGCUAACACAUGGUAUAAGAGUGCCAUCUAGAUAAAAAGCAGCGAUAAAGCUGAAAAUAUUUGAGCCAAGCUUCAAUUAGUUAACGCUGGUAUCAUUUACUUGACGCUAAAAAUGCUAUAUCGAAAUGAAUUAUAUUCGAUAUUAUGAAGCAGUUUUAAAAUACUUCAGACAGACAGUUGCGCUUGUUAGAUAUUAUUUAAUAAUUAUUUAUAAAACAUUACAAUAAAAAACAUAUUAUGUUAAUAUAUUUAAAAAUAGGUUACCGUUUAUGUUUUAUGAUUUGAUGCUGCUUUCCUUUUUAUCUAGAUGAAACUCUGAUCGAAAUUAUACCAUGUGAUAAAAUUUGACGCUAAAAGCUAGCGUCAAGCAACACCAUGAAAUCAAACCUUAAAAUAUAUAAUUCAAAGAGGAAAACUUCUUUUUAGUUUUUUUUAUUCGACGUGCCAUUAACGUGAUAGGGCUUUUUAAUUUUAAAUAUUUCUUGAUUAAAAUUAGUA